Messenger RNA from Penicillium psychrosexuale, 2469 nucleotides. RefSeq names its product putative sterol glucosyltransferase. Gene Ontology annotation, biological process: carbohydrate metabolic process. Gene Ontology annotation, molecular function: hexosyltransferase activity; UDP-glycosyltransferase activity. Lineage: Eukaryota; Fungi; Ascomycota; Eurotiomycetes; Eurotiales; Aspergillaceae. The transcript is spliced from 6 exons. The coding region runs from base 1 to 2469 and encodes 822 amino acids. The record is from RefSeq and is a predicted model, not a curated record.
AUGGAAGAACCACCGCGCCGGCCUUCUAGGCUUGAACGUAACCAAUUUACUCAGGAUGGGACAAAAGUCAAGGAUGAUGGUCGAAUUGAUAUCGAUCUCGACUCCAAAGUGGGCAGGGAAGUGUCAAAGUUGAUACCAUUUCUACAUGCGGAGCAUUUACAACCACAGCCAGAGCCGUCGGGUGAUUUUGAAUGUGGCCUUGAACUCAACAUCGUUAUCCAAGUUGUUGGCAGCCGAGGCGACGUCCAGCCCUUUGUCGCACUAGGCAACGAGCUUCAGCGCCAUGGACAUCGCGUACGACUAGCCACACAUGGUGUAUUUGAGAGCUUCGUGCGCGACUCUGGUCUAGAAUUUUAUUCUAUUGGGGGAGAUCCCUCGGAGCUGAUGGCAUACAUGGUGAAGAACCCAGGCUUGAUACCACAGAUGAAAUCCAUCCAAGAGGGUGAUAUCCAACGCAAGCGUGUCAUGGUCGGCGAAAUUCUCCAGGGAUGCUGGCGGUCAUGUAUUGAGGAUGACUCCGUGACUAAGACGCCCUUUGUCGCUGAUGCUAUCAUUGCGAACCCUCCAAGCUUCGCUCAUAUCCACUGCGCUCAGGCGCUUGGCAUCCCUCUACAUAUGAUGUUUACCAUGCCGUGGACCAGUACAAGAUCAUUUCCUCAUCCCUUAGCAAACUUGAAAUAUUCAACCACAGAGCCGAAAAUGGCGAAUUACCUUUCUUACGGGAUUGUCGAAUGGCUGACAUGGCAAGGCCUGGGCGAUGUUAUCAAUGAUUGGAGAAAAUCCAUCGACCUAGAAGCUAUAUCGCUCACCGAAGGUCCCCGUUUAGCAGAGACUUUGAAGAUACCAUUCACGUAUUGCUGGUCCCCUACAUUGAUGCCUAAACCAACGGACUGGCCGGCACAUAUCGACGUUUGUGGCUUCUUCUUCCGCGCUCCCCCGGACUUCACACCACCUGCAGACCUUGCUGCGUUUCUCCAAAGCGGGCCUCCGCCGGUGUAUAUUGGAUUUGGCAGCAUUGUUAUUGAGGAUCCCCCAGCCAUGACUGCUACACUUGUCAAGGCAGUCAGGUCCUGGGGUGGACGUGCAAUUAUAUCCCGUGGCUGGAGUAAGCUCGGCGAAGAAGAAUCGGACGAUCAGAUCUUUUAUCUUGGGGACUGUCCGCACGAAUGGCUGUUCCAGAAGGUCGCUGCAGUUGUACAUCAUGGAGGAGCAGGGACUACAGCAUGUGGUUUACGAUUUGGAAGACCCUCUCUUAUUGUACCAUUCUUUGGAGAUCAGCUAUUCUGGGGAAACAUGGUCGCGUCCCGUGGGGUUGGACCAAUUCCCAUUCCACACCGGACUUUAAACGCAGAUAAUCUAGCGGAAGCCAUCCGUUUUUGCCUGCAUCCUGAUACCCUAACAGCAGCCGGUGAUCUUGCUCGUGAGAUGACCGAGGAAGCUGGAGUCUCUGCGGCUGUUGCAUCUUUCCAUCGCAACUUACCGAUCGAUAAAAUGAAAUGCCAGUUUCUUGAUUCCGAGCCGGCUGUUUGGCAGUUAAAACAGAACGGAAAGACCCCUAUAAAUUUGUCGAAAAUGGCAGCGGGGAUCUUGCUUGAGAAUUCUCGCAUUGAUACAAGGGACUUGAAAGCAUAUGAGACAAAAACUAUAUUCAUUAUGACCCGGCGAUGGGAUCCUAUCACGGGCGGCACAUCGUCUGUGCUAGGCAUGUAUAAGGAUAUCCUCACAGCAUCAAGCGACGUCGUCAUUCGGCCCUACAAAGAGAUCACUCGUGCCCAUCAGCAGAGUCAGCCAGAGCUUGUAGUCAUCGAGCCUACAAAUCAAUCCGAGAAAAGUCCAUCCGAAGGUAUCUCACGAACUCCCGGAACCAACCAGACAGAUGAAGACUGGAUAGUUGCAGGAAAGGCACUGGGGGGUUCCGCCAAAAGCGUUGGGAGGAUCAUAGCCUACUACUACAAGGGCGUUUUGGUAGACAUACCUGGAGCAGUGAAUGAAGGCCUGAGAGCUGUUCCUAGGCUCUAUGGCGAGGAGGUGAAAGACUACGACAACAUCCGAGACUUUAAGUCUGGAGUAGCUGCGGCUUCCGAUAACUUUCGGAAUGGGUUCACAACUGGAUUCGCUGAUAUCUUCCGGCAGCCCUACGAGGGUGCCCAGAAAGAUGGUUUCAUGGGUGCAAUCAGAGGAUUUGUUCAAGGUCCUAUUGGAAUGGGCACGAAAGCUGCAUCAGGCGCUUUGGGCUUAAUAGCCUAUCCGGGACAGGGCUUAGCCAAAAGCUUGCAUUCAGCUAUGCAUUCCAAGACUCGGAAUCAACUUCUGAAAGCUCGAUUGACAGAGUCUGAAUAUCUGGCCAGACAAUCAGGCAAGGCCCAAUCGAGCUGCAUUGAUGUUAUCGAGGCAUUUGAAGAUCAACAACGGCAGCCUGGAAAUACUGCCAGCUCAACGAAUCCGAAUCGAGCAGGUUCCCAGAGGUGA